GAAACUCCCAAAGCCAUUUUUUUCCUUUUCAUUGACGAUUUCAAACCGCCUUUUUCCCUCAUUAUAUAUAAAUACACAGAGCAAUUUCCCGACGUUGACUGAGAAGAAAUCAAAAUCCGUGCCCUACUCCAUUCCAUUUUUUCAUCGAUUCCACAGAUUUCUCCCGUUCAAUUUCCCGAUGCGAAGCAGAAAUUAACGAAACAGAGGAAGCAGAGGCCUCCGCAAAAUGCAGGGCGGAAACCACUGGGGAGGGCCGCUCGAGGUCACCAACAAUGGCGGCAACGGCGCCGACGGCGGCGGCGAUCAGGACCGGAUCGCCGAGGAUUGGGACCGAGCGGCGCUCCGAUCGCAAUCGUUCCAUCAGAACAACAACCAGGAGCUGGACGAGACGCAGCGGAGUUGGCUGCUCGGCCCGCCGGAGGCGAAGAAGAAGAACCGUUACGUUGACCUAGGAUGCGUAAUCGUCUCCAAGAAGGCUCUCAAAUGGAGCUUCUUCUCGAUUUUGAUCGCGUUCUGCGUGAUCGGACUGCCGAUCAUAAUCGCCAAGACUUGGCCCAAGCACCGCCCGCCGCCGGUGCCGCCUGAUCGGUACUCUCAGGCGCUUCAUAAAGCUCUCCUGUUCUUCAAUGCUCAGAAAUCGGGGAGAUUGCCAAAGAAGAAUUACAACAUAACAUGGAGAGGGGACUCGGGGCUGACGGACGGGAACGACACGGUGGCGAAGGGAGGGCUGGUGGGCGGUUACUACGACUCCGGCGAGAACAUGAAGAAUAAUUUUCCGAUGGCUUAUUCGAUGACGAUGCUGAGCUGGAGCUUGAUUGAGUACAGUCACAAGUUCCACGCCAUCGAUGAAUAUGACCACGUCAGAGAGCUCAUCAAGUGGGGCACUGAUUACUUGCUCUUGACCUUCAAUUCCUCUGCCACUAAAAUCACCCAAAUUUACUCUCAGGUGGGCGGGUCCCAAAACGGGUCGCAAGUGCCGGACGACUGGACGUGCUGGCAGAAGCCGGAGCAAAUGGAGUACGAGCGGCGAACGCAGACGACGUUCCAAGGUCCCGACGUCGCCGGCGAGAUGGCCGCCGCGCUCGCCGCCGCCUCGAUCGUGUUCCGCGACGACUCCGGCUACUCGAAAGCCCUAAUCAGAGGCGCGGAGACGGUAUUCGCGUUCGCGCGUGACUCCGGGCGGCGGGCACGGUACAGCCGCGACAACGCGUUCGUGGCGGCGGCGUACAACUCGAGCGGGUACUACGACGAGUACAUGUGGGGGGCGGCGUGGCUGUUCUACGCGACGGGGAACACGUCGUACCUGGAGCUGGCGACGCUGCCGGGAAUCGCGAAGAACGCAAGGGCACUGAACGUGACGGCGGCGGGGAGCGUGCCGAGCUGGAACAACAAGGUGCCGGCGGCGAUGGUGGUGCUGACGAGAGUGAGGAUGAUGCUGAAUUUAGGGUUUCCGUACGAGGAGACGCUGAGUCAGUACCAAACGGCGACGGGGCUCAAUAUGUGUUCUUAUCUCAGGCAAUUUCGCGUCUUCAAUUGGACCAAAGGGGGAAUGAUGAUUAUGAACAAAGGGCAGCAACAGGCACAGAAUCUGCAAUAUGUGGCGAAUGCUGCUUUCUUGGCCUCUCUUUUUGCGGAUUACUUGAACUCCACUGGCGUCCCUGGCUUCAACUGCGGCCCCAACUUCAUUCCUUCAUCCCUUCUUCGCAACUUUGCUACUUCCCAGAUCGAUUACAUUCUGGGCAACAACCCGAUGAACAUGAGCUACGUUGUUGGCUUUGGCACCAAGUUCCCGAGACGAGUGCAUCACCGCGCUGCAUCCAUUCCCAGCGAUAACAAGUACUACUCGUGCAAGGGUGGAUUCAAGUGGCGAGACAAUGCUGGUCCCAACCCCCAUAACAUCACCGGCGCCAUGGUCGGUGGCCCCGAUCUGUUCGACAAGUUUCACGACGUGCGUAGUAAUCCCAACUACACCGAACCGACUUUGGCUGGAAAUGCUGGCCUCGUUGCUGCUCUUGUCUCUCUCACUACCACGGCAGGCGUUGGCAUUGAUAAGAAUACCAUCUUUUYUGGGGUUCCGCCGCUCGGCCCCAAAACGCCUCCCCCGCCGCCACCGUGGAAGCCGUGACCUUCACUGGGCCAAGAAAAACACCCCUUUUCCCCUCUCUUUUCUCUUUUGGGGGUAAUUUUCUUUGUUUGUAUUAAAUGGUUUGACUUUCUCAUGUUCAUUAUAAAAAUUUUCUACACAAAAUUAAAAAGAGUAGAAGUAGUAACAACUUCCUUGCAAAUAGUAGUAACAACUUCCUUGCAAAUACUUAUUUAUCAUAGAAAAUAUACCAACACUCACCUACAAAAACUUUUACAUUCAUAUGAAAUUGGUUUCUUUAUUGAUUGCCAAUUUGGAGGAUCGCCAAUUAUGAUGUGGUCAAGUACCACCUACUUGGUCUUAUAUAAAUAUACCAACUUU
Molecule: messenger RNA, 2464 nt
Organism: Momordica charantia (bitter melon)
Lineage: Eukaryota; Viridiplantae; Streptophyta; Magnoliopsida; Cucurbitales; Cucurbitaceae
Gene: KOR2
Product: Six-hairpin glycosidases superfamily protein
Biological process (GO): carbohydrate metabolic process
Molecular function (GO): hydrolase activity, hydrolyzing O-glycosyl compounds
Source: RefSeq, a predicted model, not a curated record